Monoraphidium neglectum is the source of this 981-nucleotide messenger RNA. RefSeq lists its product as hypothetical. The coding region runs from base 1 to 981 and encodes 326 amino acids. The record is from RefSeq and is a predicted model, not a curated record. Lineage: Eukaryota; Viridiplantae; Chlorophyta; Chlorophyceae; Sphaeropleales; Selenastraceae. Gene Ontology annotation, molecular function: antiporter activity. The transcript has 3 exons. Gene Ontology annotation, cellular component: Golgi apparatus; endosome; trans-Golgi network.
AUGGCGGGCGUGGGCGCGCGGUCGGCGGCCGUCGGGCUGGCGUCGACGCUGUCUUGGAUGCUGGUGUCGUCGGCCCUGAUCAUCGCCAACAAGCGCGUCUACUCCAAGGGCUUUGCGUACCCCAUGUUCGUCACCGGCGUGGGCCAGCUGGCGUCGGCGCUCGGCGGCUUGCUGCUCGGGUGGCUGUCUGGCAAGCGCAGCCGCAGCCUGCCCCCGCUGGGCUGGCUCGUCCCGACGCUGGGGCCCAUGUGGGGCUUCACAUUCCUCACCAUGUGGCUGGGCAACGCGGCCUACCUCCACCUCAGCGUGGCGUUCAUCCAGAUCUUCAAGGCCAUGACGCCGGCUGUGACCCUGGUCCUGGCCGUGAUUGCGGGCCAGGAGCGGCUGACGCUGCCACUCCUGGCGAGCGUGACGCUCAUCGCGCUCGGCACGGGCGGCGCCACGUUCGUGGAGACGGGCGCCCCCUCCUGGAGCGCCCUCGGCGCCCUGUUCUUCGUCGGCAGCAGCUUCACCGAGGCGGCGCGCGUUGUCGGCUCGCAGCGCCUCAUGAGCGCGCACCAUUUUACGAGCGUCGAGACGCUCGUCUACGUCUCCCUCCCCGCGGCGGCGCUGCUGAUCGGCGGCAGCCUGGUGUCCGAGGGCACGGGGCCGCUGCUCCUGUUGCGCGGCGUCGCCGGCGCGCUCGCGCCCAUCCAGGGGGAGCUUGCCUACGCGGCGGCCCUGAGCUUCCUGGUCAACCUGACCUCGUUCUGGGCCAUUGGCAGCACGGGGUCGCUGACCUUCAAGGUGGCCGGCUGCCUGAAGAACCUCGCCGUGAUCUGGUACUCGGUCGCAGUCAGCCGCGAGCACGUCAGCGGGGCACAGCUGGGGGGAUACCUCGUGUCAGUGGCCGGGUUCAUGCUCUACACGCUCGCCAAGUCGCAGCCAAGCGGCCGCGCCGUCGCGCCUGCCGCGGGCGCCGAAAAGGCGAAGGCGGCGUGA